Molecule: messenger RNA, 3893 nt
Organism: Callorhinchus milii (elephant shark)
Lineage: Eukaryota; Metazoa; Chordata; Chondrichthyes; Chimaeriformes; Callorhinchidae
Product: short transient receptor potential channel 7
Exons: 12
Coding region: 70-2655 (861 amino acids)
Biological process (GO): calcium ion transmembrane transport; regulation of cytosolic calcium ion concentration; manganese ion transport
Cellular component (GO): membrane; cation channel complex
Molecular function (GO): protein binding; inositol 1,4,5 trisphosphate binding; store-operated calcium channel activity
Source: RefSeq, a predicted model, not a curated record
UGGCAACAGCGGGACAGACGAGGCAGCGACUCAGAGCAUCAGUUGCUGGGAAGCAGCAAUAUUGAGGCCAUGCACCGGAGACACACGACCCUCAGAGAGAAGGGCAGGAGACAGGCGAUCCGAGGCCCAGCCUACAUGUUCAACGAGCGGGGAACGAGCCUAACCCCUGAGGAGGAGCGCUUCCUGGACGCGGCGGAAUAUGGGAAUAUCCCUGUGGUGCGUAAGAUGUUGGAGGAGUCCAAGACCUUGAACUUUAACUGCGUCGAUUACAUGGGGCAGAAUGCUUUGCAGCUGGCGGUGGGCAACGAACACCUAGAAGUGACCGAGCUCCUCUUGAAGAAAGAGCACCUGGCCCGUAUUGGAGACGGGCUCUUGCUGGCCAUCAGCAAAGGCUACGUGAGGAUCGUGGAAGCGAUUCUCAAUCACUCGGCCUUCGCCCAGGGCCACCGGCUAGCCAUCAGCCCCCUGGAACAGGAGCUUCGAGACGACGACUUCUACGCUUACGAUGAGGACGGGACGCGAUUCUCCCACGACAUCACCCCCGUCAUUCUGGCCUCGCACUGCCAGGAGUACGAGAUAGUCCACAUACUCCUGCUGAAAGGGGCGCGGAUCGAGAAACCGCACGACUACUUCUGCAAGUGCAGCGAGUGCUCGGAGAAGCAGAAGCGAGAUUCCUUCAGCCAUUCCCGUUCCAGGAUGAACGCGUACAAGGGCUUAGCGAGCGCAGCCUACCUCUCUCUGUCCAGUGAAGACCCAGUUCUAACAGCGCUGGAACUAAGUAAUGAGCUGGCCAGAUUGGCCAACAUCGAAACAGAAUUUAAGAAUGAUUACAGGAAGUUAUCUAUGCAAUGCAAAGACUUUGCUGUGGGCGUGCUGGACUUGUGCCGGGACACAGAAGAAGUGGAGGCCAUUCUGAACGGAGACGUAGAUUCCAUGCCUCAAGGAGAUAGGCCGUGUCUGAGCCGGGUGAAGCUGGCCAUUAAGUAUGAAGUCAAAAAGUUUGUUGCCCAUCCUAACUGCCAGCAGCAAUUGCUUACAAUUUGGUAUGAAAAUCUCUCAGGCUUACGUCAGCAGUCAAUCGCUGUGAAGUGUCUGACUGUGUUUGGCAUCACCGUGGGCCUCCCGUUCCUUGCCAUUGGCUACUGGAUUGCACCGUGCAGCAAGUUGGGACAGAUAUUGAGAAGCCCUUUUAUGAAGUUUGUGGCACAUGCGGUCUCGUUCACCAUCUUUCUAGGAUUACUGGUGAUAAAUGCAUCAGACAGAUUUGAAGGCAUCAAGCAUUUACCCAACGAAACUGUCACAGAUUACCCGAGACAGAUCUUCAGGGUCAAAACAACAACCUUUACAUGGACUGAAAUGUUAAUAAUGAAGUGGAUACUGGGCAUGAUAUGGACAGAAUGCAAAGAAAUGUGGAUGGAAGGUCCCAAGGAAUAUGUCAUGCACCUGUGGAACAUUUUAGAUUUUGGGAUGCUGUCUAUAUUCGUUGCCUCGUUCACAGCAAGGUUGAUGGCAUUUCUAAAGGCUUCAGAAGCACAGCGCUAUGUGGAUACCUAUGUAAACGCCACUGAUCUCUCCAAAGCAUUACUGCCUCCACACAUUGCAUACUUCACUUACGCUAGGAACAAAUGGUUUCCAUCAGAUCCGCAAAUCAUUUCGGAAGGGCUUUACGCAAUAGCUGUUGUGCUAAGUUUCUCCCGAAUUGCGUACAUUCUGCCCGCAAACGAAAGCUUUGGUCCUCUGCAGAUCUCCCUUGGAAGGACGGUGAAAGACAUUUUCAAGUUUAUGGUCAUUUUCAUUAUGGUCUUUGUUGCUUUCAUGAUUGGAAUGUUCAAUCUGUAUUCCUACUAUCUGGGAGCGAAGUUCAACCCAGCCUUUACAACUGUGGAGGAGAGUUUCAAAACCUUAUUCUGGUCAAUAUUUGGCUUGUCAGAAGUGAUAUCGGUUGUUCUCAAGUAUGAUCACAAGUUCAUUGAGAAUAUCGGGUACAUUCUGUAUGGGGUGUACAACGUUACAAUGGUAGUGGUCCUGCUUAACAUGUUAAUCGCCAUGAUCAACAGCUCAUAUCAGGAAAUUGAGGAGGACGCAGAUGUUGAGUGGAAGUUUGCUCGAGCAAAGCUCUGGUUGUCUUACUUUGAUGAAGGGAGAACGUUGCCUGCUCCAUUUAACCUGGUGCCAAGCCCCAAAUCGGCUUAUUACUGCGGACUGAAAAUAAAACAGUGCCUGAUACACCUGUGCAAAACCAAGGUGCAGAAGUCUGAGAGCGAUCUAGAAAUGGGCAUGUUAAAUUCAAAGCAACGUCAUCGUUGUCAGUGCAAUCCCAGAGGUUCGGAAGGUUUGGGGACAAGAAAACCCAUUAGCAAUCCAACAAGAUAUCAGGAAACCCGAAGUGCGACGUGGGCUAGUGGGCCGGCUACUAAAUAUGUUUUCUGUAACAUUUUCCAGAGGAUUAUGAAACGAUUGAUAAAGCGCUAUGUGCUGAAAGCACAAGUUGACAGGGAAAGUGAUGAAGUCAACGAAGGGGAACUCAAAGAAAUCAAGCAGGAUAUUUCUAGUCUCCGCUAUGAGCUUCUGGAGGAGAAGUCGCAAACGACAGGGGAGUUAGCGCAACUCAUUCAGCAACUCAGUGACAAGUUUGGCAAGAACAUGAAAAAGUAGCUGUGACCAGAGGAGCAGGAACUGAAGCUCAUCAAAACAGCUGCCGCGUACUUUUAAAGAAAUUGAAUGUUUUAGCAAAAAAAAAAAAGCUGUCUGCAGAAAAAGCGUGGAAAGGGCUUAUUGUACCCUCCAAGAGUUCGGGGCGGGCACUUUGUUUGCUUGUGCCGCGUUACAGGGUUCAGGCAUUCAAAAAAGGAGAGGGGAGGAAAAGAGAGAGAGACAGCAACAGAAGGCAGGAUGCUACAAAGACUGAAGUGAGUGGAAUUGGAAUCAGUGGCACAUUCAGUUGAGAUUUGCAACUAUUGGAGAAUUGCAGGUAAUGUCCACGUAGAACAGGCUUCUCAAUAGCUGAAGUCAAUGAAGGCAAGUAAUGUUAAAUCCCAUGUUAUAGAGCGACCCCCGUUGCCCCAUAACACGUAGGUCUCUUGCUCAAUAACACACGACUUGCUCAGUACAACUUGAUAACCCAAGUUAGCUGCCAAUCAUUAUAUUUCAUCAGUUUUUUUUUUGACAUACUCAGAACCUCCGUAUUAGAAACACUAGGAACCUGCAGUAGUGAGACAACUGAUACCUAGGGUUUUUGUGGCGUAUCUGGUCAGAUAGACGGACAGACAGACAGUUUUUGUGUAGACGGUCUGUCCAGCGAUGUAUACAUGUUAAAGUAGACACAAAAAGUCGUACAAGUCUUUAAAAUACAAGUCUGCUCCCCCUCUCCCCCAGCUCCCACUCUGCACUUAUCCUGCUCUCUAUUCAAUUUUCAACUGGGCAAAAAUGUUGUAACCCUUCACUCGUAGUUCCCUCACUUUAAUUUUCUUUUUUGAUAGCUUGUGACGAGCUCAAUCUUUUUCAAUCAGCUUUUAUUGGAAACAUUGCACUUCUCUUUGACUUUGCAUCAUCCUGUGCUGUUCAACACUCACGGUGAACAGCUGCUAAGUAAUUAAUUAGUCCGUUCUCCCAGAAUUACAGUGAAAAUAAGAGUAUGUGAGCUAGAAGAUACUGGAUAAGUUUGAACACUCAAACACAAGGAUUAUUAUUAUUAUUAACACAACAGACUUGACGGCUCUUUUCAGCUUCACAGCCAUUUCAGUAGGUGCCUCAAAUACAAAAUCUGUAUAGGUUGUUAGGACAAGUAGUUCAGAAAACAUCGUUUGAAUACUGUUUUUCCACCUAUUUACAACUGUUUAAUGUUGAACAGUCUCAUGUAUAUUGUAUCAUUUUAAAACAGAAUAAAAAAUCGU